AUGGUUCGCCUGGGAGAAGAAGGGGAGACCCAAGGUCGGAGUGAGGAGAUGGAGAAGCUCGGAGCCGCGCUCGUGGAGCAAAGUCAUCGCGAGGCUGUUGCGUCCAAUGUAGGUGGACGGCAAACGCGUCAAGGUGUGCUUGAUCCAUGGCGACCUCUGGUACGGGAAUGCUUGUACCGACCUGGAGAUGGACAAUCCAUCAUGUUUGACGCCUGCAGUCUCUACGGAACACAACGAGUGAUCGGCAAGCCCUAUGUGCGAGCUUAUCAUAAGAAGUACCCCAAGCCUGAGCCGGUGGAGGACUGGGACGACAAGAAACGCCCUUUGCUCCAUGUAAGCUCCCCUUCCUCUGGCCUGGCGACCAAAACUGCUCGUUUCGUUGACCCGGGGCGAAAGGCAUGUUCAACUUACACGACUCCGUUCGAUAUGCCGGGACUCUUCGAUGGUGGGAGAUACGGGCCGGUCAUCUCUUCCGUGCGGAUGGCUCAUUUGCAUCGCAAGCUCUGA
Messenger RNA from Colletotrichum destructivum, 507 nucleotides. RefSeq lists its product as uncharacterized. NCBI's taxonomy places the organism in Eukaryota, Fungi, Ascomycota, Sordariomycetes, Glomerellales, Glomerellaceae. The transcript has 3 exons. The record is from RefSeq and is a predicted model, not a curated record. Bases 1 to 507 code for a protein of 168 amino acids.